Messenger RNA from Caenorhabditis angaria, 501 nucleotides. Lineage: Eukaryota; Metazoa; Nematoda; Chromadorea; Rhabditida; Rhabditidae. The record is from the annotation of a GenBank genome assembly.
AUGACCGAAGCUUCGUAAGUUUUCCAGAAUCCCAAAAAAGUAUGACCAAGAUUUUUAAGGGUUGAAUUGGGAAAAAUAAAUGAGAAGCCAGAAUCAAAAUCAAAACCAAAUGAAGAACCGCAAACUAGAAAUAUUGACAAAUAUUUGAGAUUUUAUUGUGAAAAAUGUGAGGUUAGUUAGUUGAAAUGCCACAUGGCUAAAUUUUUAAUCCGAAAGUCUUUAACUAAUCCACGUGGAACAAUUUCAUCACACAAUGAAUUUCCACUUGGUGAAGUCUUGAAUAAAAAAUUACAUAGAUCAAUUUAUAAAAAUUUUCAGAAAAUGUCGCCAAUCAAAAAAAUCUACAUUUUUGGUCCGCUCUCAAUAACUCUUCUCAUCCUCGGACUUUUUCUAAUUAUCCCUUUUUUAAUUGUUUUAUUUGUUCCCCAAGUUCGAAAAAUACAGUAUUGUUGUUAUAGAUGUAAUAAUAAAUCUGAUCGCCGAAUUUUGAAAAAACCAUAA